AGGGGGAAGGGCGUGGUGGCACGCGCCUUGGAGCACCCUCCUGGUCGGUUCAAACGACCUCUAGACCUGGCAGGUUCGUGGAGAGCGGAAGGGAGGGAGAGAAGGUAGGAGCCUGGGCCUACCUCUCGACCCCAAGCCUCCCAGCCCCAUGGUCCCCGCCGCCUGCAUGCUGCUCUGGGCCCUGCUGCUUAGUCUGGGGCCCCGGGCGGCGGGGGCCCAAGACCAGACGUCAAACCCGACCGCCACCCCAAACUCCCCGACGACUGGGUUGCAGAGCAUCAGCUUCCGCUUUGGGGGCCCCGCCCGCAGCCGCCGGAGCACAAGCAUCACCUCCCAGAACAGUGUACCCCAGAAGAUGAAGGUAACUCUGGAGGAUGAUAACGAUGCCCUGGCGGUUGCUGACCGCCUGGCCGCGCCGGCAGCCGCUGAGCUCCUGUCCACGGUGACAGGCACUAGCCGGUCGUCAAUGGUCGACCCCAUUGAGUAUGAGGAGGAUGGCUCCUUGGAAGAGGGAGUCGUGAUUGAUGCCAGAAAAACCACCUUCCCUUUGACUCUCAUUUCGACCCACAAUACUGGGGGAAGUUCUACCACCACGGGGAGAGUUUUAGCCAAUAGCCAGGAUCCAGAGAUUAGGAUGACCACCGAACUGACACCCCUCACUUCAAAGCCUACCGUGGACAUGACUACUAUGGACGUGACUUCCGAGAUCACCGGGCGCCAGUGGUCCACACCUGGCUCCACCCCCGCCUCGUGGCCACCACCCUCACCCACAGCCAUGCCAUCUCCGGAGGAUCUGCGGGUGAUGCUGCUGCCUUGGGGCCCAUGGCACUGUCACUGUAAGUCGGGGACCAUGAGCAGGAGCCGCGCCGGAAAGCUGCAUGGCCUUUCUGGGCGUCUUCGAGUGGGGGCACUGAGCGAACUCCGCACAGAGCACCGGCCUUGCACCUACCAGCAAUGUCCUUGCAACAAGCUCCGGGAGGAGUGCCCUCUGGACUCGAGUCUCUGUCCCGACAGCGGCUGCAUCUCUCAUACCACCUUGCUCAGCACCUCUCCACCGGUCCCUGUCCACCUGAGACGCAGACCCAUCCUCCCACUCACGAGCCCGAGCCCGAGCCCAGCUCUUGCCUUUUGGAAACGUGUCAAGAUCGGCCUAGAGGAUAUCUGGAAUAGCCUUUCUUCAGUGUUCACAGAGAUGCAGCCAAUAGAAAGAAAUCAGAGGUAAUGGCCACGUCACCUUCAAGAGGAGAUAUCUGCAUUGUAACCUCCCGUUUCAACCCCAGCACCCACUACAUUAUUUUUAAUACAGAAAAAAAAAAACCAUAAAAACCA
Peromyscus maniculatus bairdii (prairie deer mouse) is the source of this 1329-nucleotide messenger RNA. RefSeq names its product chromosome 6 C1orf56 homolog (gene C6H1orf56). Lineage: Eukaryota; Metazoa; Chordata; Mammalia; Rodentia; Cricetidae. The record is from RefSeq and is a predicted model, not a curated record. Gene Ontology annotation, biological process: regulation of cell population proliferation.